This is a messenger RNA of Strongylus vulgaris, 996 nucleotides long. Lineage: Eukaryota; Metazoa; Nematoda; Chromadorea; Rhabditida; Strongylidae. The record is from the annotation of a GenBank genome assembly.
AUGGGACUAAGAGCGAAAGACAAAUCUCGGCUGUCAACAGGCGCUAUGGAACAAAGCCUUCCCGACAAACUGACGCAAGCUUUACGCAAUUUGCGUCCCGGUGCGCUUGUACACUCUGCAAGUAGUUCAGCAGCACAUUCGAGUACCGUCGUCGACGUAGAAGGAGCUGCCAUGUGUUCGGAGAUGAAAUGGAUGCGGAAUCGUCAAGUACUCGAAGCCCGACGGAUAGUGGAUACCGAUCCACACCUCGCCAAACUAGUGGAGAGAACAUCUGCAAUUAUGAUGAAGUUUCACCUACACGUGAGCAAUGGAGAAGCUUUUCUUGAACAACUUGAAGAUUAUUCUUGGAAAAUUUUUAUUGUAGGAAUAUCACACAAAACAACAACUGUCGUAUAUGUGAAUGGUGAAAGUUCUCAAGCUGAAGAGCACCAGGUCAUGAAAGCUCAUGGUGCGACACAUACAGCCCUCGAUAGUCAUAUUCUACGUUUCGGGGUAAUAUGCAAGGAUACCAUUUGCCCAUUUGAUGAGAAGGAUUUGCUAAAACUGCUCUAUCACAAAUCAUUACCAAAGGACAGUCAUUGCUUUGAUGUCACGCAUGUUCCCAUGUUAAUUGACAUGUUACUAAACACUCUGGAAAUGAUUACGGAUCAUAUCCAACGUUUAUCCAUAAACAGUGCUAAGGCAACUGUUGAAAACGUGACGACUUCUACCAAGAUUGUAUUCCCCUUGGAAGUGUCUUGGCCAUGUAUCAAAGCCGCAAAUCAAGCGAUGGCUCUUUACUCUGUCAGCGGCCAAGGUGCUCUUAGGAGAAGCAUGUCACAAAGGGCAUCGCUACAUCUCUCAAUUGGUAGAAUGUUCCAUUGGCUCGUCACUAAGCUGCCGAAUAAGCCAAUGUCGGAAUCGGUGCCAGUCUAUCUGACAGCUGUGCUCGAGCGAGCGAUGGAGGAGAUGCUACGACCGGUACUGCAACUGGGUAGAAAAUACUCUUGGUCUUAA